AUGUCGACCACCAAUUCACAACCUCCCAGCCCUCCCACGACAGCGUGUAUCGGUUUAUCCGCUACGGCCCUUAUUGUUUUCAUCAUCUUGCUGUUCCCAGCCCUAUAUGUUGCGUAUAAACACCGGAAAACUGGCAAGGCGUGGUUUCCUCCCUUCAUGGUCUUUUUUAUCUUUCGAAUCAGUUCGGACAUCUAUUACCUCUCCCGGCGUAAUGAACCCGAUAUUCCGACAGCGUUUGCUAUGAUGGCCGCCGCUGCCUGCACGGCUACCUUAUCGGUAACCAUUAUUGGCUUGAUCUACGAAGCUUUGACCCUCCCAUUAUUCCCAUAUAAACGUCAAAGGAAUAAGAUAAUGGUCAUCGCGGUGAACGUCAUCUACAACAUCGGCACGAUCCUAGCAGCAUAUGGCGGGAUGCGAGAUACAACGAUGCCGAACAACAUAAAGAACGAAGCUCUCGACAAGGCCGGAAACAUCAUCAUGUUCCUUGUGAUGCUCGGGACUCUGGUCUGGCUAUAUCCUGCUGGCAAACACAUAUCUUAUGCUCGACAAGAUAUAAGCUACCGCUCUGCUGAAGUGUUGAUGAUGGCUGCCGCGCCUGCCACAGUCCUUCAGUUGAUCCGCAUGAACUACGACCUCAUUUUCUCAUUUACGCAAAUCGCCAUAUUGCAUCCUACCACGGGAAGCUUUGCCAUCAGAUUUGUCACUUUUUCCUUGCAGCUCGCUAUUGUUUUAAUGGUAGUUGUUGCCGGCUGGUUCAGUAAAGAUGCCCCAAUAAUUCGCGCCAGGGUUCUUAAAACCGAUAGCACCUCUGAAUUAGUUUGA
Fusarium odoratissimum NRRL 54006 is the source of this 822-nucleotide messenger RNA. RefSeq lists its product as uncharacterized. Lineage: Eukaryota; Fungi; Ascomycota; Sordariomycetes; Hypocreales; Nectriaceae. The record is from RefSeq and is a predicted model, not a curated record. Bases 1 to 822 code for a protein of 273 amino acids. The transcript is spliced from 2 exons.